Molecule: messenger RNA, 1421 nt
Organism: Arabidopsis arenosa
Lineage: Eukaryota; Viridiplantae; Streptophyta; Magnoliopsida; Brassicales; Brassicaceae
Source: the annotation of a GenBank genome assembly
GUAACGGCCAAGUCUGAAGAAGAAGAAGAAGAUGAUGAGCUUUACCAAGUUGAUAUGGUGUUUAAUGUUCCUGCUUCGAUUCGGGUUCUUCACGGAGGCGAUUCUGGACCCAGUUGAUUUCUUGGCUCUGCAAGCAAUUCGUAAAUCGCUCGAUGAUUUGCCAGGUUCCAAGUUCUUCGAGUCUUGGGAUUUCACUUCUGAUCCAUGCGGCUUCGCCGGCGUCUACUGCGACGGAGAUAAAGUGAUUUCUCUCAAUCUCGGCGAUCCCAGAGCCGGGUCACCCGGUUUAUCGGGUCGGAUCGACCCAGCUAUAGGCAAACUCUCUGCUCUCACGGAGCUCUCCAUUGUCCCCGGCAGAAUCAUGGGUGCUUUGCCGGCAACAAUCUCUCAGCUUAAAGACCUCCGCUUUCUCGCAAUCAGUCGGAAUUUCAUCUCCGGCGAGAUUCCGGCGAGUAUCGGCGAGGUUCGCGGACUUAGAACACUGGAUUUGAGUUACAAUCAGUUAACCGGAACUAUAUCUCCGUCAAUCGGAUCCUUACCGGAGCUCUCCAAUUUGAUUCUCUGCCACAAUCACUUAACCGGAUCAAUACCACCGUUUCUCUCACAAACCUUAACCCGAAUCGAUCUCAAACGCAACAGCCUCACCGGCUCAAUCUCUCCGGCGUCUCUCCCUCCGUCGCUACAAUACCUCUCACUCGCUUGGAAUCAGCUAACCGGACCGGUAGACCAUGUUUUACUCCGGUUAAACCAGCUUAACUACCUUGAUCUCAGCUUAAACCGGUUCACCGGUACAAUCCCCGGUCGAAUCUUCGCCUUCCCGAUCACAAACCUUCAAUUACAACGCAAUUUCUUCUACGGAUUGAUUCAGCCGGCAAAUCAAGUAACGAUCCCAACCGUCGAUCUCAGCUACAAUCGAUUCUCCGGCGGGAUAUCUCCGCUUCUCUCAAGCGUAGAGAAUCUCUACUUAAACAGCAAUCGUUUCACCGGCGAAGUUCCGGCUAGUUUCGUGGAGAGGUUGUUAUCGGCGAGUAUACAGACGCUGUAUCUGCAGCAUAACUUCUUGACGGGAAUACAGAUAAGCCCGGCGGCGGAAAUUCCGGUGAGCAGCUCGCUGUGUCUGCAGUAUAACUGUAUGGUGCCGCCGUUACAGACGCCGUGUCCGCUUAAGGCCGGCCCACAAAAGACUAGGCCCACUACACAAUGCAGCGAGUGGCGAGGGUAGUUUGGUAAAAUUACGUUUUCUUAUAUAAUACUAUGUUUUUUUUUUUUUUUUGGUUAUAUAGUUUUUGAGGAACACAGAGUGUUUCAACGUGUUAAAAAAACUUUUAAAGGAAAAAAACGAUUCGUUUAUUCGUUUGGUGAGAAUGAAGAUUAGAGUUUGGUGUGUAGAAGUGUCUUUGGAAUAAGGAUUAUAUUUAUGU